Molecule: messenger RNA, 3735 nt
Organism: Plenodomus lingam JN3
Lineage: Eukaryota; Fungi; Ascomycota; Dothideomycetes; Pleosporales; Leptosphaeriaceae
Biological process (GO): protein modification process
Cellular component (GO): P-body
Source: RefSeq, a predicted model, not a curated record
AUGUCCCUCCACACAACAAACGAUGACACAGAAGAGGAAGACGAAGAAACCCUGCAGUUGAAGCUUCAGGCAAUCGAAGCAAGACUCAAGAUCAAAGCCCUGCAGAAGAAGAAAGCAGCCGACAGCGAGAGUUUUGGCAGCAGUGCCCCUUCCUCCAGCGCCGACAAUGCGCAGGCCGCACGAAGACCAAACAUGUUCCAGCCCGCCGCCGAUAUUCAAGUCCCCCACUCGCCUGUGCGGAUCCGCCGUGCGCCAGAGGAACAGAAAAGCCCGGCGCGGGUCCUACUCGGCAUCGACAAGGGCCUGAAGGCGCGGGACAUCAGUCUGAAGCGACCGGGCACUGGUAUGAGCGGCCGACUCUCACGAGCAGAUUCACAAAGAAGAUGCGAGACGCCCAAGAUCAAGUCGUUCAGCGAACGCAUUGCCGAGAGUCGCAUCAAGGAGAAGGAACGUGAAGACAAGGAGAUGAAGAUCGAGACUAGACGGAGCAGAGGGUUCGGCCUUCACAGCAUCGAGGGACUAAGAGAGCGCACAGCGUCGAGACCAGAAUCCUCGUUGAGUGCAGGCACCACGUCUUCGCAAACCAUGUUACCCCCACCCGCGAGAGGGCACAGCAGAGCACAGAGCCAAUCGAAUUCAACUCCUCAACCUCCAUCUACACCACGUCCUGGACUCACACGAUCUUCCUUCUCCGAUGCCUCACGCCCACCUUCGUCAGCAUCCAAGUCGUCUUUCAGCAGUUUUGGUUCAACUUCAACGGCAGCAAAAUACGCCGAGAUCUCACAGCGAGACAACAGCACAGAAGCAGUAAGCUUCGAGGCAAACUCGGGUCUACAUCUCAAGUCACGAGAGAUGCCGCACAAUGAUGUCACCCGAGCGCUGGAGGGCAAAACAAUCCUGACCAUUCCGCAAUUACUGAAGACUGUCAGACCACCAGACUACGAUGCACCGGAUUACGAGAACGACUAUGUUGUCCUAGGUGUCAUAUGUGCCAAGUCAACACCUCACAGCACCAAGAACGCAGCCAAAGACCAGUCCAAGAGCAAUCAGGAACAGGGUGAUACCACAAGCAAGUUUAUGGUCCUAAAACUGACCGAUUUAAAAUAUGAAAUGGACCUCUUUUUGUUCGACACUGGCUUCUCGCAGUUCUGGAAACUGCCUCUUGGAACACUAAUCGCAGUACUGAACCCGGACAUUAUGCCGCCACGAGGCCGUGACAAUGGGAAAUUCAAUCUGAAGCUCUCCAGCUCCGACGACACGAUACUGGAACUUGGCCGCGCCCGAGACUUGGACUUUUGCCAUGCCAAGAAGGCGGACGGUCAGGGAUGCAAGGCUUGGAUCGACAGUCGCAAAACCGAAUACUGCGAAUUCCACAUUCAGCUGCAGGUUGAGAAAAGCAAAAGAGGACGCAUGGAGAUCAAUACCAUGACUGGCAUGGGCAAUGGCCCACGGGGCGGCGGCAUGUUUGGACGGUUCAACAGGGGGGCGCCCAAGGGUGCUGAAUUGAAACGAGAAGGACGCUAUCAUGACCGCGAACUUCACGAGACAAUCUAUAUUGCACCAGCACCGGGUGGUGCAGCCAGGCUCAUCGAUCGGGACCGCCAGCAGUGGGAGGGCGGUGUGGGCCGGGAAGACCGCUUUCGCAAGCAGCUUGCUGAGAAGGAGAAGGAGAGAGAGCUCGCAAAAAAGCUGGGGACAAUGGGUGAUGGCAGUACAGGAGGCGACUACAUGAAGGUCAAGGGAGCAGGCACACAAAACCUACCCGCACGUGGCUAUACAUCUGCUCAAGGAUCGACUGGCAUGAAGGCAGAGAAGGCGAGUGACACGGAUUACAGCAGUCUGCUCAACCGCACAUCGGCCGACGUGUCCCUCGCACCUGUUAAGCGCAAGCGGACGGCGUCCACCAAGUCGACCACAACAAGCGAUCCGGUUGGUUGGGGCUUCAGAUAUGGUCGCAUCCCAUCACCCAAGAAGGUGAUACAAUCUGCUUUCCAAGGCACCCGAGACGCGAGUCCCGUCAAGAAGAAAGCGCGAUUACUACUGCCAGAGAAGGGCAUCCGUGAGCCAGGACGAGAGAGCCUGGGUGGUCUGGACAUUGGGUUGAUUGCGGCCAUGGAUGAUGACGAUGAUGAUUUGGAAGUUGGGGCCAUGGUUGGCAAUGGGUGGUUGGUUGUUGUGGCGUUUGAUUUGCGGCUUGCUGAUUGGUUGGGGUUACGAAACUGCGUAACCAAAACAAGCGACAUUGCCGCAAGCCCAGCACGGCAGAUCGUUGACAAAACACGAAACUCGGGAAAUUGCCCCUGGCAAGACAUGGCAGUCCAGGAGACCAACGCGGAUGACACGAUUUACUGUCUUCUCAAUUACGAAGACCCUUAUGUGCAGCCCCUCAUACUUUCUGCCCUCGCCAAACGUCUUGCCCAAUCAUCCUACAAACUCAUCACAUCGCUCGACAAACUCCCCUCGCCUUCGUCACACCUUCUCCAGUGGGUCCAAUAUGAAUCCAUCGACUUUGACCAUCUCGUGUCGCACUCAGCAACGUCCAUGGCGAAUGCAUAUGUCAUCCGCAAAGCCCUGAUCCGCAAGCACUAUCUCAGCACGACCGUGGCCAACUGGGUGACCAAAUACCCUGAAUCUGUACUCGGCAAGGGGGUCAAACCAAGUGUAGAGUUUGAAGUCGACUAUGCGCAGUUUCUGGAUGAUGCUCUCGUUGAGGCUUGGGAGUUGAGGGAGAGUUGGCAAAGGGCCGAGGGAAAGGAAGAGGAGGAGAGGGAGUGGUGGAUUUUGAAGCCGGGGAUGAGCGAGAGGGGCCAGGGGAUCAGAUUGUUUUCCACUGAGCAGGAACUGACGGAGAUUUUUGAAGAGUGGGAUCCUGAGAGCGAUGAGGAGGACGAAGAGGAGGACGCGAGGAGUGAUGCUGGGCAUGGUGGGCGGGAAGUGGACAAGGAAGAACAAGAAGGCAAUGGCAUUAUAACAUCGCAACUCCGCCAUUUCAUCGCACAGCCAUAUAUACAUCCUCCCUUAUUGCUGCCGUCCCCUUCUUCAAUCAAGUCUCCAACAUCAGCAUCAGCAUCACGGAAAUUCCACAUCAGAACCUACGUCCUCGCAACUGGCGCACUCACAAUCCACAUCUAUCGCCCCAUGCUCGCUCUCUUUGCAGCCCGCGACUACAUUCCGCCCUGGGACCCAAGACUAGCCACGGACCGCGACGAAGCCAUGAAAGCACACCUCACCAACACCUGUUUACAAGACAGCGGUGAUCGCGAAGGCUCCGUUGGACUAUUCUGGUCGCUCCCAGACGAUCUGCCUCGGCAACCUGAUUUCUCGUCCUCGGCUUCCAGCAACAAGACUGAUACGCUCGUGCACGAGACGGCAGGCAAAGACUGGAAAGACCGAGUCUUUGCGCAACUCUGCGCCAUCACCGGGGAGACGUUUGAAGCUGCUGCGAGGGGCAUGUCGAUUCACUUCCAGCCGCUGCCCAAUGCGUUUGAGGUGUUUGGCUUGGAUUUCAUGGUUGGUGUUGGCCAGGACGGCGGGCUGGGGACGUGGUUGAUGGAGGUGAAUGCGUUUCCGGAUUUCAGGCAGACUGGAGAUGAGCUGAGUGGGAUGAUUGAGGGGUUGUUUGAGGGGGUGGUGGACAAGGCUGUUGCGCCGUUUUUUGGUGCAGAGAGACAGAAUGAGCAGGGCAAUGGGGAUAUGGUCAAAGUACUGGAUAUUGAUCUGGGACGGCGGCGGUGA